CCUAGGCUAAAACACUCCGUUUCAACUUUCCCAAAACAGCAAAACAUUUUGGUCGAAUAUUUUGAGCCUAACAGAAAUCUUCGCAAAAUAGAGAACAAAGACCAAGACAAUAAAAGCAAAAGAAAUUAAAACUCAGCAAAGAAAGAACAAAAACAAGAGAGAGGAUAAAUUCAAGGUAUGGAAGCUCUCAAAUCUAUUAGAGCGGAAGAACAGGAAAAUAACUUCCACAUAGCAAACAAAAGAAAUGAACAAAUACUAUCUAUACUGCCAAAAAAAACUAUUAUAAUACAUAACGGUAGAACCUACUUGCUUUCAAAUUGAAGUUCUAAUUAAUAAACGCAUAUAUAAUUUGCUCUUUUGCUAAGAGAACUAAAGAUGUCCCCAACUUUUCAUUUUUCAUUUUUUCUUUUUCUAAAUUUAAAUUUGUGGGCUAUAUUUGAGGGUGGUGGCCCCAUAAUGGGCAGAAAUCUUUUUCAAGUAGAACCUCCCAAAAAAAAAAAAGGUGGGAGAGUGGUCACAAGAUUUAGGGCGGGUCUCUCUUUUGAAAAAAUAAAAAUACCACUCAACCACUGUGAAACGCACGUUUCUAUUUAGUCUUUACACCUUUUAACUGCCCCCCUUAGUUGCUAGAACUCUCUCCUCUCUGUUCUUAAUCAUUUUUUUCUCUGCAACUGCUCGUAGAAAAGCCAGAGAAGUCGACUUUCAUAUAAAUAUAUAUAUAUAUUAUGUAUUAAACAAUUAUAUAUUAUCUGAGGCCAAGUUUUGUUUUACUACAAUACCCAUUACCGAAUUAUGAAGUGGGGAAGGAAAAAGACCAUCCCUCCUGCUUUUACUUCGUCUUCUUCAACUUCAACUUCACCUCCAACUCCUGGUCCUCGACCUCCUUUGAUCUCUUAUGUCUUUCCUCUUUCAUGGCUUUCAAAGUUCAAACACAAGGGUAGUCACUCAGAGCCGAAACCCAGAAAGGAACCCCCCCAAGGGAAGUGGAAUACUUCUGUUUCCUCCAUUAACUCACCAAAGAUUGCUGCUUUGGUUACUGAAACUGCUUCUUGUUCUGGUGUCGGUAGCUUAUACGGUUUGGGAAACAACGACGACGAUGCGUUUUGGAGUCUGUCGUUUAGGAAAGAUAGCUCUGUGGAGAAGAAGAACAACAACAAGAAGAAGAUAAAGAAGCCGAGAAGGGUUGGUUUGAAGUCAGUUUGGUAUGAUGAGCGUGAAGUUCCAUUUUCGAAUUGUCCGAAUUGCAGAGGAAAAGACGCUGAGGAUGAUAAAUGUGAAAGAGAGAAGAACAAGAGAGUUUCAGAGCUGAUAAGAGAGUUGGGUAAAGAAGAAAAGAGAUCAACAAGAGAGAUGGAAAUGAAGACACUGAUGAGAACGAGUACUUGGAGAGAUGAUGAGACUGAGAAGAAGGAAAAGAGAGAAGAAACGACAGCUUCAAAUACAAGACGAAGCUGUCGUUUCGCUUCUCCAAAGACAGUAGUGAGAAAUUCGAGCCUGAAAACAAUAAUUGAAGUUGGGAAGUUAGAAGAAUGUGAAGAAGGGAUUGUUAAUCAUCAUGAAGAGAAAAUGAGUUUUGAUUUGAAAAAGUUGAGAGAACUGAAGAUUGAGAAACAGAGGAAGUCUGUUCACGUAAGCAGAGAAUCUCGUCUUCAACAGGAGCAGAAGAGGAGACCAAAACAGAGUCGGGGAAGAAUGAAAGCUUAUUCGCCAAGAACAUUGUCGAGAAUCGAAACAUGCAAAGUGAAGGCACUUGAGGAUAUGAAGAAAGCAAAGUUGAAGAUGAAGAUGAAGAUGGAGAGGAAAGAGAUUAGUACAAGGGUCCAGUCAACGACAGGAGGCUUGGAAAGCUUUGCAGUGGUAAAAUGUUCAUACGACCCUCAUAAGGACUUUAAAGAUUCCAUGGUGGAGAUGAUUAUGGAGAAGAAGAUUACACAACCUGAGGAGUUUGAAGAACUCUUGGCUUGUUAUCUCACUUUGAAUUCUGAUGAGUACCAUGAUGUAAUUAUCAAGGUGUUUAGACAGGUAUGGUUCGAUUUGGGCUGUGAAUUAACAAAUGAUCAAUUUCUUUUUAGUGAUUAAUCUUUGUUUAGUUAUUGAUUAGACCAAAAAAAAAAAAAAAAAAAGAAAAGACAAUCAUCUAUUGUGUAUAAAUAGAUUUUGCAAAUAUGUAAAAUAAUCUUUUUCUUUCAAGAACUUUAGUUUUGUUCUCUUAUGUGUAAGGAAAUUAGUUUAUAUUGCUCAACAAAAUUAAAUGCUUUAAUUAGACAACAAAAUUAAUUUUAAUAUUACAAGUAGCUCAUUCGAAUUGGCAACUUUAGGACUUUCAAGUUUUGCAGUUUUGCAUGGUAAACAACUUCAUUGUUCGUUAGAGUUGAACGUGAAUUAGGUAAAUUGGAUUAAAAAUACUCGUCUAACCGACCACUAUAGUACCACUAUCGCAUAAUAAGAGUAAUUUUCUUCCAUCGAAUAGCCCUCUUUUUUUUCGCUUCGCUACAACACUUCGCAGUAUCUUAUUUUACAAGAUAAUCUGAAUUUUGAAUAUAAAAACAAAAGGUUUCAAUCUUACUAGGAGACAACAAGUACUGAAAAUAGCGCUACUGUUUCUUUUUCCUUUCUGAUUCUAAUAAUUCAAACUGUGGUCUUUAAUAUUUCACAAUAAUUUUUACGAAAGGAACGAAUUAUUUACACAGAUAUAAAAUAGAACGAAAUGUAUAACCGCUACUUUUCCACUAGAUGCAUUCAGAAGUAAAGCUUUCAAUACAUGUCUUUGGAACGAUAUAAAAACAAAGAAAGUUGCUUCAAGUUCCCAAGUGCUUUGCAAAAUCAUUCGGACGAUUCUCCUAUGUCUAUACCAAGAAACCAUGUCUGCUAUUCUGCCUAGAUGACUUGGAACCAUGCAGUUCAUCACAUUGACAUGCUUAAGCAACCCCCGAUUCAUAAACUGAAGCCAACAAUAGAGAGAUUUAAAAAAAAAGUGUAAAUUUCACACCUUUUACUGAAAAAAAGAAA
Molecule: messenger RNA, 3009 nt
Organism: Humulus lupulus (European hop)
Lineage: Eukaryota; Viridiplantae; Streptophyta; Magnoliopsida; Rosales; Cannabaceae
Product: transcription repressor OFP5
Exons: 1
Coding region: 793-2079 (428 amino acids)
Biological process (GO): negative regulation of DNA-templated transcription
Source: RefSeq, a predicted model, not a curated record